AUGCCGUCCUUCUUGAAGCUCGCGCUGGCAGCGACUGUCGCUGUGCCCUUUGCUGCUGCUCAGACCUACUCCAGUUGCGAUCCGCUGAACAAAACUUGUCCUGCCGAUCCUGGCCUGGCAAACUACACCUUCUCUACCGAUUUCACCAUUGGCGAAUCGGCUUUCGAGUUUUGGAAUACCACUGAUGGUACCGUCAACAGCACCGAUCAAGGUGCUGCUUUCAUCAUCAAUGAAGAAGGCGAAGCUCCCACUAUUCAGACUCAAUUCUACAUCUUCUUCGGUCAUGUCGAUGUCAAAAUGAAGAUUGCCAGUGGCACUGGUAUUAUCAGCAGUGUUGUGUUCUUGUCCGACGACCUCGACGAAAUUGACUGGGAAGGAAUUGGUACUUUCAACUACGAAAUCGAGACCAACUACUUCGGCAAGGACAACACCACAAGCUACAACCGCGCCACUUACCCGAACGUCACAACUCCAUGCGACGAGUUCCACACGUAUUCCAUCGACUGGACCCCGGCUCGCCUCGAGUGGUACGUUGACGGCGUUCUGCAGCGCACACUCGAGUACGACUCUGCAGUAUACGGCACGAACUACCCGCAGACUCCCAUGGUGCUGAAGCUCGGUAUCUGGGCUGGCGGAGCCUCCAGCGAAGGCGAAGGAACCAUCGAAUGGGCUGGUGGAGAGACCGAUUUCAGCGACGCCCCUUUCACCAUGUACGUCGAGUCGGUCAACAUUACUAACUACUACCCGGCCGAGUACUACACCUACGGCGACAAGACGGGCGACUACACGAGUAUCAUCCUGUCCAACUCUACCACUUCUAGCAACAAGACCAUCGAAACGACCUCGACCAGCUCCAACGGUUCCACUACUUCGACAAGUAAGUCGAACUCAUCGUCGACCAGCGCGUCUUCUAGUUCCAAGUCUACGGUUGCGGCUUCCGGUGCUGCCUCGGGCUUUGCGAUGGGCCCUGUGGCUGUUUUGACUGCUGUUGCCAUGUACAUGUUCUUGUAA
This is a messenger RNA of Talaromyces atroroseus, 1011 nucleotides long. RefSeq lists its product as hypothetical. NCBI's taxonomy places the organism in Eukaryota, Fungi, Ascomycota, Eurotiomycetes, Eurotiales, Trichocomaceae. Gene Ontology annotation, molecular function: hydrolase activity, hydrolyzing O-glycosyl compounds; glycosyltransferase activity. Gene Ontology annotation, biological process: fungal-type cell wall organization; carbohydrate metabolic process. The transcript has 3 exons. The record is from RefSeq and is a predicted model, not a curated record. Gene Ontology annotation, cellular component: fungal-type cell wall. The coding region runs from base 1 to 1011 and encodes 336 amino acids.